Molecule: messenger RNA, 2345 nt
Organism: Myotis brandtii (Brandt's bat)
Lineage: Eukaryota; Metazoa; Chordata; Mammalia; Chiroptera; Vespertilionidae
Gene: DHODH
Product: dihydroorotate dehydrogenase (quinone)
Exons: 7
Coding region: 56-1075 (339 amino acids)
Biological process (GO): 'de novo' pyrimidine nucleobase biosynthetic process; UMP biosynthetic process
Cellular component (GO): mitochondrial inner membrane; cytoplasm
Molecular function (GO): dihydroorotate dehydrogenase activity
Source: RefSeq, a predicted model, not a curated record
CCUCCACCUCCUCCAAUGGAAAUGAGGCAGAGGCGGGCCCAGGGGCGAGAGGACCAUGGCGUGGACACAGCUGAAAAGGCGGGCCCAGGAUGCCUUGAUCAUCCUGGGGGGUGGAGGACUGCUCUUCGCCUCUUACCUGACGGCCACGGGGGAUGAGCAUUUCUACGCUGAACACUUGAUGCCGACUCUGCAGGGGCUGCUGGACCCCGAGUCAGCCCACAGGCUGGCUGUUCGUGUCACCGCCUUGGGGCUCCUUCCUCGUGUCACAUUUCAAGACUCCGACAUGCUGGAAGUGCGAGUCCUGGGCCAUAAAUUCCGAAAUCCAGUAGGAAUUGCCGCAGGAUUUGACAAGCAUGGGGAGGCUGUGGACGGACUGUACAAGAUGGGCUUUGGUUUUGUUGAGAUAGGCAGCGUCACCCCAAAACCUCAGGAAGGAAACCCCAGGCCCCGAGUCUUCCGCCUCCCCGAGGACCAAGCCGUCAUUAACAGAUACGGAUUUAACAGUCACGGGUUCUCGGUGGUGGAACACAGGUUACGGGCCAGACAGCAGACGCAGGCCAGACUCACAGAAGGUGGGCUGCCACUGGGAAUAAACCUGGGGAAGAAUAAGACCUCGGUGGAUGCUGCCUCGGACUACGCAGAGGGGGUUCGAGUCCUGGGCCCCUUGGCUGACUACCUGGUAGUGAACGUAUCCAGUCCCAACACUGCAGGGCUGCGGAGCCUUCAGGGAAAGGAUGAGCUGCGCCACCUGCUGACCAAGGUGCUGCAGGAGAGGGAUGCCCUGAAGGGAGCGCACAAACCGGCCCUGCUGGUGAAGAUCGCACCCGACCUCACAGCCCAGGACAAGGAGGACAUCGCCAGUGUGGUGAGAGAGGGAGCAGGGUUUUCCCAGCGUCACAGACGCCAUUGGAGCAGACCAUCGGAGGUGAGGACACUGUCGGUGGGAAGCCCGGUCCAGACGCUUCUUCCCACUAAGUCAGGCGAGCCUCUGUGGCUGGAUCGAGAGAGGGAGGACUGUCUCAAGCCACAUCUGCAAACCACAGGAGCCCCUUCUGUGAGGCCAGGCGGACUGUGAAAGCCACUUGCAAGGGUCCCAGAAUCAACACAAAACUUUCUGCAGUCACCUGCCAGGAGGAACUGCAUCCGGGACCUUUUCCAGACUCAAGUCCCAGGAUCCUUUCAUAUUGCGAGGACAUGAGAUAUUUGGGGGCCGGGGGCUCAUGGAAAAAAUAAAGCAAUUUAAAACCUGGAUAAAUCCCAGCUCUUUCUGGAAGGUCCACUGGCUUCAGGCACUGCAGGUCCUUCCAGGCCUCUGCUAUCUGGGUCUGCAAUGGUUUUCCCAGAGCUUGACGCUUACAUUCUAUUUUUGUUCUUAUUUAAGUUUUAACUUAAUUUUGAAAACAUUUCAAAUUCAGACAAAAGUUGUAAGAACAGGGCUUGUGGAUAGCUGUCCUCUCCCUGUGUCUUCACAGCCUCUUCUCGCUGAGUGUCUGUGUCCUGAUCACUUCUUACAAGGACGCCAGUCAUUCUGGACUGGGACCCACGCCAGUGACCUCAUUUUAACUUGACUGCCUCGCUCAUGACCCUGUCUCCAAGCAAGGGCACACUCUGUGGUAUCGGGGAGUUAGGAUUUCAACACAUCGAUUUGGGAACACACAACUCAACCCAUCACAAGAAGUCACGUGUCAUGUGACGGUGCCAUCAGACUGAAGAGGUGUAGUCGUUAACUAAAUACAAAGAGAAACGCCAAUCUUCUCAGUACUGGGAAGCACACGGGCAAGAGAAGUGCGAGCCUCGUCUGGGAAGUGCUGUGGUGCCUGGCACACCUUCUCAGCCAACAGAAAAUCACCUUUGUUCCCUCCGCCCCAGGACAGACUAUUUUAAGUUUGAUUCUCGGUAGUUCUGGGGAGAAGCACGGAGCUGCAAUAGCGAUAACGUGUCCUGUUGCCUCAUCUUUUCAUCUCGGCCUCAGCCUGGGCCUCCUCCCCAUUCACUCUUUGCCAAGAAACUGGCAGCCAGUCUCCUGCUGUUUUUCUUCCAAAGAUUGUUUUCCUGGUUUUUAUUAUGAAAAUACCUACUCAUUAAUAAAUUUACAUCAUACAGCCCCCAAGUAAAAGCUGUCUACCUCUUCACCCCCUCCCCAAACGAUUCCACUUCCCAGAGGUAACUUCUGUAUCUCUAGAUAUUUCUAAACAUUUUUCUUUGUAUAUAUGAACAUCCGUAUCCAUUACUACCUUUUAAAUCUAUCUGCAUGCACAUAUAUAGAAAUGUUUCAAGAAGAACAGUGCGAAGAACUGUUUUAAUACUAAGUCACAUGAGAGUAAAUUGCUGACCUGAUGCCCCAC